AUGGCGUUCAGCUUUGGCUUCUCUGGCGAUGACAUUGAUAUUGAUGAUGUCGACAUCAACGAAGUCCCAGAAGUUAUUGUACAACAUGGCACUGACUCCCUCCCCGAGCUAGUGCAAGCUAGUAAACACGAUAUGAACGAAUGGCUGUCCGUUCUGCCCUCACAAAUAUUCUUCAACCGGCUGGUUCUCAAUCAAGAUGCUCCCGUUGUCAUUGCGCGUCGGGAAAUCUAUGAUAUCCGUACCCAGUUGAUGGCAGAAGAUAGUGUGGACCAUGAUAAUGCCGAGCUGAUUGCUGGUAUUGAAGAAGGUGACCUCAAGCCUAAUUUCUAUGAGGGUGGCUUCAAGACUUGGGAAUGUGCUUUGGAUCUUGCUAAACUUGUUACUGGUGAGAGCACAUUUAUUGAAUCUCUGGAUGAUCCACAGACAAAUGUUCAUAUUAUCGAGCUUGGUGCUGGCACUGCAGUACCGUCUCUGGCCAUAUUCGCCCAUCUUUUGAAGACAACGACAGGUACAUCGCAAUGCAAGACCCAUUUUACUUUUGCCGAUUACAACUCGUCGGUCCUGCGUCUGGUCACCCUUCCAAAUCUGCUGCUCACUUGGUGGAAUAGCCGACAGUAUCCUGUACCAUCCGCAGUAGAUGAACAGGCUCCGCAGGUCCGGCAGGAAGAAGAAGAAUUGGAUAUCACACCCGAGCUUCUGAAUGAGUUCCAAAGUGACAUAGCUCAGCGUGGAAUCUCAAUUGAUCUCAUCUCAGGGGCAUGGUCGCCUGAAUUCGUGGACCUGGCCUUUUCAACCCGUGACAGUGAUUAUAAGACAUUGCUUCUCGCUAGUGAGACUAUUUAUUCCCCCUCAUCAUUGGUGGCGUUUUCAGAAACCAUUUCGACACUGCUGUACAGAUCCAGUACCGCUUCUAUAAAAGCCCGGGCUUUAGUAGCAGCUAAGAAGGUCUAUUUCGGCGUUGGAGGCGGCGUGGAUGAGUUCCUUGCUGUUUUGAAGAAUUCAUGCGAGCAUGAGUUAGAGGUCCUGCAAAGGGUGGAUGUUCAGUCAGAAGGAGUCGGCAGGGUUGUCUUGGAAAUAACGCCAGCUACUGUCAUCUAG
Penicillium taxi is the source of this 1098-nucleotide messenger RNA. Its product is annotated as protein-histidine N-methyltransferase. Gene Ontology annotation, biological process: peptidyl-histidine methylation, to form tele-methylhistidine. The transcript is spliced from 3 exons. Gene Ontology annotation, molecular function: protein-L-histidine N-tele-methyltransferase activity. The record is from RefSeq and is a predicted model, not a curated record. Lineage: Eukaryota; Fungi; Ascomycota; Eurotiomycetes; Eurotiales; Aspergillaceae. The coding region runs from base 1 to 1098 and encodes 365 amino acids.